Molecule: messenger RNA, 939 nt
Organism: Symbiodinium sp. CCMP2592
Lineage: Eukaryota; Dinophyceae; Suessiales; Symbiodiniaceae
Source: the annotation of a GenBank genome assembly
AUGAUGGAUGAAGAUGGCAGGUAUCGAUACACAGGAGAUGGAGACGGCUUCGACCUGGCAAGCAAUGCCGUCUGCGAUGGAGGAAGCAGUUCCGCUCAAAGUGCUUUGCCUCAGCGAUCCCCCACGGUGAUUUCUUUGCUCUCCGGAAGGACCGGCGCCGAGCUCGAAUACUUCCUAAGGGUCUUUUGGGUGCCGGCGGCGGCUUUCGCGGCAGCGGAGAUGCUUACCUUCCUGGUGCGGCGGGCCAGCUUCUUCGUGGUAUUGACUGACAAUGCUUUUGAAGUCGGCCCGACGUACAGCAGAGUCGUCGAGGUCCACGUUUGGGCAAGCAUCGCGAUGUGGAGUCUGGCUGCUGUGCAAAUCCUGGGUGAGCAACUGCGUCGCCGGCGCGACCUUGCUUGGAUCCAUCGCUUGGCGGGCCAGGCCAUGCUGUUGCUCUUCUUCUUGGUCGUUCUUCCAACCAGCCUCUACCUCUCUGCACUGCAGCGCAUCGACGUCCUGGCUCCGGCCGUUGCCGCGGUGCUUCUGGAUACGGCGUUUUGCACUGCAUUCUUCCUGUAUCGCGGCUGGCGGGUCGCGCGGCUUCGGGCCUCGUCGAAAUCUCUUGUGGUGCAUGGCAAGCUGAUGCAGUGCGGCACCAUGAUGAGCAUGGCCAUCUUGCCUCAGCGUUUCUUGCAGCUGUACCUGACGAUGCAGUUAAAGGGCCACCAUCAGGUGAACUACUCCGCCUCCAUCCUGGUGACCUCCAUCCUCUUCUUCGUCUUCGGGCACUUCCAAAAAGGACCCAGAGGCUUCAUCUGGAUGAACUGCAUCGGCAGUGACAAUGCCGAAGAGGCCUUUGGCAGCCGCCAUGCCUCCCCCCUGGAGCAGUGGAGUUGGAAGCUGCGAUGGCUGGCCUACGUGCCCAUCUACUACGCCAUGCGAUUUGCCCUCGAGUAG